Messenger RNA from Branchiostoma floridae (Florida lancelet), 1589 nucleotides. RefSeq lists its product as uncharacterized. NCBI's taxonomy places the organism in Eukaryota, Metazoa, Chordata, Leptocardii, Amphioxiformes, Branchiostomatidae. The record is from RefSeq and is a predicted model, not a curated record. The coding region runs from base 636 to 1589 and encodes 317 amino acids. The transcript has 4 exons.
UAUUGUACGGAGGGUACAAAAGGACGGAGGUACAUUUACAUGCACAGGUGAGACUCCAAUCAGCUCGUGUGGGUCUUCUCUUUACGACUUGUUCUGGACGUUUUUAGGAAGAAGAGCUUCGUACAUCGACGUCAGGCUGACCAAUAGGAGCGCGACCACCCAGGUCUGACUUUCAUGACCCUUACGAAAAAACACAAAGAUGUCGUCUGAUCCACUACCGUCGCCAUGGCAACAGUGACGGACCAGCGGGCGGUGACCAUCUGCACGCAGACAGACUUCCAGUCAGAGGGGGAGGAUGAAGGCUUCGCGACCGCCUCCGAAGAAAAGACGUCUUCCUUCGGCCAAGACGUUGGUCAAGACGCUGAGUGGGUUGAGGAAGACGUCGCGGAGGAGGCGGGAAAGGUGAGUGAUGCGGAAGAUAAGGAGGAGGAGGGAGAUGUUUCGGAUGAAGACGAGAGAGAAGACGCACCCACGGAAAUCAGAUUGGAAAUUCACGUGAGAAAAAUCCAAAGAAAAAGAGAAGGAGAUGAAAGCGAAAAGAGCAGGAAAGUGAGGACAGUGUCAAGAAUGAAGAGGACAAAAACGGUCUUGAAGAUGGACAAGACGACGUAAGAACUCCUUUGGAUGGAGAGGAAAUGGAGAUUCAUGGGAAGGGUCUGAAAACCAAAAUGGCUGACAAUGGAACAUUCCAGGCGGAAAACUCCAAGGUCACCGGCAAUGUCACUGAAACAAUAACAGAAAACAGAGAAACGGGAAAAGACUCGAUGGUAAAAUUUGUGGAGGGCAGACCGCAUGCGCAAGGGCCACUCAUGUUGCUUCCGUCAUCCAUUACGCAGGCGCAGACGCACUACGUCAGAUACGCUCGGACUAAAACUCCCACCAAAUCCGUGGGGACCGAUCCGUUACCAGGAAGUGACGUCACAGACACUUCCGGUGCGGUCGUGAACAACAUGGAAGAUACGUAUCGGAUUUCUCAGCCCCCGUCCUAUGGUAAAAGUAAAAGGCAGGGGAAACUCGCAGCCGUCCAUGGCACUACGCCCUCCCUUGUGAACGUGGCGCCCCCUGGCGACAGUCCCGUGAUGAGCAGGAGGAGCGUGCGGUCGAUUCCGUCCCCGGAGCUGGAAAUAAAGUUGCACGGUGGCAACUAUUCUGAAGUACGCAGUCACGUGACCGGAAGUGACGACAGUGACGUAGACGAUGACGAGGCUUGGCUGGACACCAGCCGGAAACUGACCACGACCCCGGCCAGCCUGCCCGCUGACCCGGAUAUGACGUUUGAUCUUCUCAAUCAGAGAUUCCGUCCGAGACAAACGAAGAGCCUGGCGUCGGGCCGGUCGCGCCACCAUGCGGCUCGGCGCAGUUACUACAGGCAGGCUCUCACCAUCAUGUCCGCCCGCUGCAACAGCGUCGCGCGCAUGCGCAUCGUCGAGGGUUCGACGCAGGCGCAAAGCAUGGACCCGACGUACUACCACUACCCGGACAAGUACAUCUAUCUGGAGCAGGAAUCUCAGCAACAUGUGCCUCCUAUCAAGGUAACUAACUACACUGGCUAUGGGGAAAAGACUUUGAGGGGAGAUCGGUCACUUUAG